UUUUUAUAAACAUUCAAGUGCAAUGAUAGUCAAUAUGUUGUGUUGAUUUAAUUAAUUUAGGAUUAUUUUAAUUUGUCUCUCUCUUUUUGUUUUGUUUAAUUGAAAUAAUUAAAAUCUCUAAUUAUGGCCUAUCUUGGUGUUAGUAAUUAUGAAAGAUUAUUAAUGAGAAAUCUAUUACCACUUAAUCCAAGACGAUGUCAGAUUUUAAAUAAUUUACUCUCACAUUAUCAUAAUCAUCAUCAUUUAAGAUCAUCAUCGAGAUUGGGUAAACUGAUUGCCCAGUGGAGGUCAUUUUGUAAUAAGCCACCGGAAGGAUUUGAGAAAUUUUUUGGUAAAUCAAAUAAGAAAACACCAACUGAGAAUCAAACCAAAGAAGCUGCUGGAGAAUCGAGUUCAGCUAAACGUAGUAGUGAGAGAAAAGAAUCUGUUUUUGAACCCUCAUCACGAGCAAAGUCUUCAUCUUCCUCAUCAUCCUCAUCUUCUCAAAAUAAAUAUACCUGGAAAUGGGAUUUUAGUUUCGGCGGUGGUAAAGGAUCAUCAGGAUCAAAUAAGACUUUACCUUAUAUCGCCUAUGGAGCUUCAGCUCUUUUGGGUUUAUUGGUUCUCAAUGAGUUGAGAUACAAAGAGAUCUCAUGGAAAGAUUUUGUCAACAAUCAUUUGGCUCGAGGAACCGUUGAAAAGUUAGAGGUAGUCAACAAGAAAUGGGUUCGAGUUAAAUUUUAUUCCGAUGCUUCUCAAGCAGAUACAACUUCCGUCCUUUGGUUUAGUAUCGGAAGUGUCGAUGCCUUUGAACGUAAUCUGGAAAAUAUCCAAGCCGAAAUGAGUAUUGAACCUUCAAAUUAUGUUCCUGUUGUUUAUAGAAAUGAAAUGGAAGUUCGAGAUUUUCUCAGUUUCCUUCCUACUAUGAUAAUCAUCGGUAGUAUGUUCUACUUUUUCUCUAAAUCUCGAAACAUGAUGGGAGGACGAAUGGGAGGUCGUGGUGGAAUCUUUGGAAUGGGAGAAUCUACGGCCAAAGUGAUUAAUCCAACGGACAUUGGUGUCAAGUUCAGAGAUGUUGCUGGUUGUGAGGAAGCAAAGAUUGAAAUCAUGGAAUUUGUCAACUUCCUUCGUAAUCCUCAACAAUACACCGAACUUGGUGCUAAGAUUCCCAAAGGCGCUUUGCUUACUGGUCCUCCAGGUACUGGUAAAACUUUAUUGGCAAAAGCGACUGCCGGUGAAGCAAAUGUCCCUUUCAUCUCGGUUAAUGGUUCAGAAUUUUUGGAAAUGUUUGUCGGUGUUGGUCCAUCUCGUGUUCGUGACAUGUUCGCCAUGGCUCGUAAAAAUGCACCUUGUAUAUUAUUCAUUGAUGAAAUUGAUGCAGUCGGUAGAAAGCGAGGAGGACGAAAUGUCGGUGGUCAUUCGGAACAAGAAAACACAUUGAAUCAACUUUUAGUCGAAAUGGAUGGUUUCAAUACGACAACUAAUGUAGUUGUACUAGCGGCAACUAAUCGUAGUGAUAUUCUUGAUAAAGCUCUUCUCCGACCAGGUCGUUUUGAUCGUCAAAUUUAUGUCUCUGCUCCAGACAUUAAAGGUCGAGCUUCCAUUUUCAAGGUUCACCUUAAACUGAAAACUGAUCUGGACAAAAAUGAUGUCGCUCGUAAACUUGCAGCACUAACACCAGGUUUCACUGGUGCCGAUAUUGCAAAUGUUUGCAACGAAGCGGCGCUUAUCGCUGCUCGAGAUCUUGGUAAGACCAUUGUUUUGAAAAACUUUGAGGCUGCAAUUGAAAGAGUUGUCGCUGGUAUGGAAAAGAAGACUCAAGUUCUUCAGCCAGAAGAAAAGAAAACAGUCGCUUAUCACGAAGCUGGACACGCGGUUGUCGGCUGGUUCCUCGAACACGCUGACCCUUUACUAAAAGUGUCGAUUAUCCCUCGUGGUAAAGGACUAGGUUACGCCAUGAAUCUUCCUCGGGAACAAUAUUUGUACACAACAGAGCAAUUGUUUGAUCGAAUGUGUAUGACUUUGGGCGGACGCGCUUCGGAGCAAAUUUUCUUCAACAAAAUAACCACCGGUGCUCAAGAUGAUCUUCAAAAAGUGACACAAAACGCUUAUGCACAGAUUGUACAAUUCGGUAUGAAUUCAAAGGUUGGAAAUUUAUCCUUCGAGAUGCCACAACCUGGUGAACUUGUAGUGGACAAACCAUACAGCGAAGCUACUUCACAGUUGAUAGAUAACGAGGCUCGAGCUUUAGUUCAAAGAGCCUACGAUAGAACAAUCAAAUUAUUAACAGAAAAGAAAGAAGAUGUUGAAAAGGUAGCACAAAGGCUUUUGGAAAGAGAGGUUCUUAAUCGCGAUGAUAUGAUCGAAAUUCUUGGUAAAAGACCGUUCAAAGAGAAGAGCACGUACGAGGAAUUCGUAGAGGGAACGGGAUCAUUUGAAGAAGACACUAGUUUACCAGAAGGAUUAAAGAUGUAAUUUUAUUAUUGUAGAACCACCAGAGAGAUAUUGAUGCUUUUCGAUUAACCUUAAAUUAAAUGUUUCAUUUUGAUUAAAAAAAAA
Molecule: messenger RNA, 2538 nt
Organism: Panonychus citri (citrus red mite)
Lineage: Eukaryota; Metazoa; Arthropoda; Arachnida; Trombidiformes; Tetranychidae
Gene: Afg3l2
Product: AFG3-like protein 2
Biological process (GO): mitochondrial protein processing; protein-containing complex assembly
Cellular component (GO): m-AAA complex; membrane
Molecular function (GO): zinc ion binding; metalloendopeptidase activity; ATP-dependent peptidase activity
Source: RefSeq, a predicted model, not a curated record